Molecule: messenger RNA, 1902 nt
Organism: Naumovozyma dairenensis CBS 421
Lineage: Eukaryota; Fungi; Ascomycota; Saccharomycetes; Saccharomycetales; Saccharomycetaceae
Gene: BOR1
Product: Bor1p
Exons: 1
Coding region: 1-1902 (633 amino acids)
Biological process (GO): monoatomic ion homeostasis; monoatomic anion transport; borate transport
Cellular component (GO): fungal-type vacuole; plasma membrane
Molecular function (GO): borate efflux transmembrane transporter activity; solute:inorganic anion antiporter activity
Source: RefSeq, a predicted model, not a curated record
AUGUUCAGCAUUUUCAAAAGUAAAAGUACCAACAAAAACUCUGAUAAUAAUAACAAUAUUGAUGAAAGAUCAAUUAGAGAAACGAUAGAUGAAAAUACAAGCACAAUAACGCCAGACCAAACUUCAAUAACAACCACAUCUGAAGAACCAAAAAUGAGCAACAGGAAAUUCAGACGAAUACCAAAACCAGGUAUCGGUAUUUGGUUAGAUUUAAAAGACAGAUUACCCUUCUAUAUACAAGAUUGGAAGGAUUCUGUGGAUUACAGAGUCAUUCCUGCAGUUCUGGAAACAUAUUUCAACAACGUAUUGCCUGCUAUUGCAUUUGCUCAAGAUAUGUUCGACAGAACUGAUAACUCAUACGGUGUCAACGAAGUUUUAUUAUCAAGCGCCAUGGCUGGUAUAGUGUUCGGUGUCCUAUCAGGGCAACCUCUAUGUAUCGUCGGUGUUACGGGUCCAAUUUCCAUUUUCAAUUAUACUGUCUAUGAAAUUAUUAAACCAUUAAAUACAAACUAUUUCGGAUUCAUGUUUUGGAUCUGUAUUUGGUCCAUGAUUUUCCAUUUCAUAUUGGCUAUAGGGAACGCUGUCUGCCUUUUGCAGUACGUCACGACAUUCCCCUGUGACAUAUUCGGACUAUUCAUUAAUAUCGUUUAUUUACAAAAAGGUGUUCAAAUCCUAGUGAAACAAUUCAAUAUUCAUGGUGAAGAUGUAGCAUCAGGAUUCGCUUCAAUUGUAUUAGCCAUCACAAUGACUGUCUGCGGGUUAACUUUCAAACAAUUUAUUCGUACCCCAUUUUUCAACCAUACGAUCCGUGUAAUCAUAUCAGAUUACGCAACGGCAUUAUCUGUUCUAUUCUGGUCUGCAUUCCCUCAUUUCGGUGGAUAUUUAGAUAACGUAAAUUUCGAGAAAUUACCCAUUACAAAAUCAUAUUUCCCUACAUCGGAUCGAUUCAGAGAUAGAUCGACAUGGUUAGCAUAUGCCAAGAUUUCCACAAAAGAUAUAUUCAUCGCUUUACCCUUUGGAAUCAUUAUGACAAUCCUUUUCUAUUUCGAUCAUAACGUUUCAUCAUUAAUGGCCCAAAAAUAUCAAUAUAAAUUAAAGAAACCAUCAUCGUUCCAUUAUGAUUUCUUCCUUUUGGGUAUCACCACGGGCGUUAGUGGGGUCCUAGGGAUCCCCGCUCCCAAUGGGUUAAUCCCACAAGCUCCACUACAUACUGAAUCCUUAUUAGUGUUAGAUGAGAAUCAAAAUGUUGUAAGAUGUGUAGAUCAACGAUUUACUAACACAGUACAAGGUCUAAUGAUGUUAGGAACUAUGACAAGACCAUUCCUGGUAUGUUUGGGUCAAAUACCACAAGCUGUCCUUUCAGGAUUAUUCUGGACAAUGGGUAUAAACGGUCUCAUUGAUAACGUGAUUAUUUACAGAAUCAUUUGGUUAUUCACUGACAAGAAGAAAAAAGAUCUCACUAACCCAUUGAAUAAAGUUUCAAGAAAAUCUUUGAUAAUAUUCCUUAUUUUUAGCCUGUGCGGAUUCGUUGCAGAAUUCUCAAUUACAAAUACGGUAGCGGCCAUUGGCUUCCCAUUAGUGCUUUUAUUGAGUGUAUUGGUAUGUUUCUUGUUCCCAAAAUUGAUACCAAAAGACGAAUUGGAUAUAUUGGAUGAAAGUGUCGCAAAGGAGUUUACAAUUAAGAAUUUGUUACUUGAUAACAUUUGUGAUCCUGAAUAUACCGGGGCAUUCCAUUCUGAUGAUGAGAUUGAUGACGAGGAAAAAUUAAACUCCACAGCGUCGAUAAAUAAUACAGAAUCUGCAUUCGUUGACGAGGAAGAAGAAGGAGAAAAUAACAUUUCCAAUUCAGACGCUAUCAAUCAUCGUGAAAUCAUUAAUGCGGAAGGGGUAUCGUCGACCUAA